GUUAAACCAUCAGCUGUUCAGCCGCUUUCUUGCUUGCAUUUUUUGGGGGGCGUAAACUAACAAAUUAAUGACUGAAACUAACUUAAACAGAAGCUAAAAGACGCAAAAUGGAUUCUUUGGCCACGCGCACUCUUCCAUUUGUGUAUAAAUACAAGAAUCAUGAAGGCCAGGACUGCGAAUCUCGACUGGAUGUGACAUUUCCGUUUGAACAGGAGGAUUUGGAGUCUUGUGUGACCCAGCUCAUGAGCCAAAUGGAUCCAAUGAUGCGGAUAUUGGACGAGAAUAUCAACUUGGAGAAAGAGUUGCAGGGCUUCGUAGACACCGAACAACAAAACUUUCUGGACGACCGCGCCGAGAAUCUUUUAAAUCAGGUGGCCAAGGAGGAACUGGACGUGGAAGCCAUUGUGCGGGAUACCGAGCGCAAGUACAAGGACGAACUGUUGCAGUUUGCCGACCGCAUUGGCCCCAGCGACGAGGACAUUUUCGCCCAAAGUUUUCAUCGGCUGGUGCACUCCUCCUCUCUGGAGGAGAUUCUGAAGCGCGAACGGGCCUAUGCCAAAGUAGUAUCUGAUAUGACGGAUAUGAUGGACAACGAGGUGGAGACGCUGAAUCACUCGCAGCAGCAAGAAAUGGACAGCCAAAUCAACCAGCUGGACAUCACCACCACCUCCGAGGAUAUCAACAACUUGCUGGCCCAGCAGUACACCACCCAAAACUAUGUGCGCAAACGCUAUGAGUCCGAGUUGGAGGCCAUGAUGGGUCAUCAGAAGAACGAGUACCGCAACUGGAUCACCAGCCAGGUGAGCCAGAUGUUCCAGGUGUCGCCGGUGGCUACUCCACUGGGGAAUCGCUCCUCGAUGUUUGUCUCGCAACAGCCCUCGAUGGAGGAGAGCUUUACCAUUCACUUGGGCUCUCAGCUGAAGCACAUGCACAACAUCCGCAUCCUCAGUGCCAAUGUCACGGCGCUUUGUAGCCCUUUACAUGCGGAAGAGAGCUUAAACGGGUUGAAUAUGGCCCUGGGGCUAUACUCUAGUUCGUUGUGCGGCGUUGUGGUCCUAACGCCCUCUAUCCAAGCCCAGGCCAACAAAAACAUCAUUAAAAACGCAAACAAGUCCACCGAGUUUCACUUCGACCAGAUCGACGCUCAAUUGGAGAACAUCGAGAAACAGAUUCUUAAUCUCAGCACUGGCGACUCGAAUGCUUGCAGUGGUAGUACCAGCAGCAGCAGCAGCGCCGAGGGAAAUUCUGAGGGCAGUGUCACGCCUUCGCCGACCAAAAAAUCAAAGCCCCGAUUGAAAACGGGUGACUUUUUUAUAACAAAACACUCGAAUCUGUCGCAGUCCCACGUCAUAUUCCACCUGAUCUCGGACGAGCCAAUCAACAGUCCCAGUGAGAUCAACUCGCGCCAUCCGGUUAUCCUAGGCUUACGUAAUAUUCUCAAGACUGCCAGUAGGCACGACAUAACGACACUAACCAUUCCGGCGUUAUUGCGGCACGAAAUGAGCGAGGAUAUGACCGUGCAAUGGUGUAUAAGGCGAGCGGAACUGGUUUUCAAAUGCGCCAAGGGAUUUAUGAUAGAAUCAGCCUCAUGGGGUGGAGCAGAACUAAGCACCCUUCAAUUACUACUGCCAGACGACAUCUCCGAGAGCUUGUUCACCACACUGGCUGGAAUGGUGCCCAGCGUUUUCCAUGUGGCCAACCCAAAGAUACUUGUGGACACCAACAAGUGAACUGAUUACAUUCCUCAGCAUAAUUUAUACACGACACAUUUAAUUAUUUGUAUGAAUAUACAGUUUAUUCAGAUUCAGAGUUAUAUAUAUGUAUGUAUAUGCUUCGGUAUUCGUCGCUUCGCUCAAAAAGAUGUUUAACUUCAACACACUCAGAAUUUUCUGUAAA
This is a messenger RNA of Drosophila bipectinata, 1896 nucleotides long. RefSeq names its product FERRY endosomal RAB5 effector complex subunit 3. NCBI's taxonomy places the organism in Eukaryota, Metazoa, Arthropoda, Insecta, Diptera, Drosophilidae. Gene Ontology annotation, cellular component: cytoplasm. The record is from RefSeq and is a predicted model, not a curated record.